AAUAAAUAGAAGCAAAUUGUUAAAGCACUAAAAACCCCAACAUACUCAUAAACUAUCUUCAUUUCUUUCCCCCAUUUCCCUCACGCUUCUCAUCAUCAUCUUUGAUCAACUCCUUUAAAAAUUCUUCAAUUGCAACAUCCUUUCCACAACCUUUGAUCUUAGAAACAGUUUCUUGAAUGCUCAAAAACAGUCAUUUCUUCUCUAAAUGCUUCAACUUUUCCAUCUUUUUUUGGUCAAUCUUUGAGCUGCAAAAGAGUUUCUUGAAUACUCAUAAACAGCCAUUUUGUUUGAUGAACCUCUAAAACCUUCAAUUUUUCCAUCUUUUCCACAAUUUGUGAUCUGAGAGACAGUUUCUUGAAUACUCAAAAACAGUCAUUUCUUCUCUAAAUACUUCAAUUCUCCAUCUUUUCCUCAAUUUACAAUUUCUUGAAUGCUAAAAAAAUAAUUCAUUUUCUCUAUAUUUUCCUCUAUCUCUGAGCUAAAAACAGUUUCUUGAAAACUCAUACACAGCCAUUUUGUUUAUUGAACCUAUAUAAGUUUCCAUCUUUUUUUCAAUCUAUGAGCUAAAGAACAGUGUUUGUGUAUUUUGCUAAACCCCUUUAGAAGCUACAAAUUCUCAAUCUUUUGAUCAGUCUGAGCUGAAAGACAGUUUUCGGGUAAAGGGUACUGAAUUUUUCAACUUUUAACGCUUCUCAUCCUGAAUCUCGAUGAAUUUCCUUAAAUUCUUGAAGUGUUGUGUCUAACAAAAAAGACAGUUUUUUUGGUUGAAAAAUGUCAACUUUUGAAGCUAAUAUUGCUGACAUAGAGGCAAAUGGAAGUAACCGGAAUGGUAGUUUCCGCCGUCACCGCCGCCGUAGACGUCGGCAGCGGCCGUCAAUGGCGGCGAGCAGUGAGACAACAACUACUGAUGGGAGUCUCCACUUCACUGAUUCAGACUCUGACCAGUCUUGGCACUCACCUUUAGGCUCUAUGGCUGGUGAAAGUGAGGGUAUUUUGGUAAAUUGUGAGCCACAGAGGGACAACAAGCAAAGAGAGUCUUUCUCAGAUGAGGAGAUUGAUUUGGAGAGUGGUGAAUUGGAGUUGUUGAAAUUGCAUAAUAAAGAAGAGAGGGAUUGUAGGAUUUGUCAUUUGAGUUUGUUGAAAAGUGGUGGCAUUAGUAGUAGUGGUGGAGAUCAAGUGCAAGAGCAUUCUAUAGAGAUGGCUAUAGAAUUGGGAUGUUCUUGCAAAGGUGACUUAGGUGCUGCUCAUAAACAGUGUGCUGAGACUUGGUUCAAAACCAAAGGAAACACAAUUUGUGAAAUCUGUGGUGCCAAUGCACUGAACAUUUCUGGAGAGCAGACAAAUGAAGCAAAUAACGCUACAGUUGCCACUGUUGCAGCACCUGUAGGCCUUUUUGAAACCCGAGUCUUCUGGCAUGGACGCCGUGUCAUGAAUUUCCUACUUGCAUCCAUGGUUUUUGCCUUUGUCAUCUCAUGGCUUUUUCACUUCAAUAUAUUGCCCUAGAUGCAAUUGAAGAUCAUUGUCCUAGCAGCAAAGGUUUCUUAAUUUGCUACUUUAACAACUCCACCCCCGGUAAUUUGUGUUGUAGAGCCGGCAGAGGAAUACUCAGAUAUUAUCUUGGUCGCACUACUGGUGUGGUAUCUGGUACAGUUGCGUGGAAGUAUCCGGUAUGGGUAUGUCAAGUUUUUUGCUUAUUUUUUGUACAUUUUGACGAAUCCCUACAUGAAAUAUCCACACCCUUAUCACACUCAUUGGACGCGGAUGUGUCAAGACAAAUGAAGGACUUGCAUAAUAUAUGUGUAACGGUAUAGGCCAUGCUGUAAACAUAUCUUCUAUAGGGGUUUCAACCAUUAGCUUCUAAAUAUUGUUCGCCGUGAUGAAUGUUUUGCUAGAAUGUAAGAUAGUUUUGGUCAUCAAGAUGAAUUUAAACUUCUUCCCAGCUAGUGUACCUAUGUAAGUAUAUGUAUAGAAGUACGGCGAUAAAGCAGUGGCAUUCUGUUGUAUAUCAUUCUUGAAAUUUCUGUACAAAUAUCUCAUGGCUCUUA
This is a messenger RNA of Nicotiana tabacum (common tobacco), 2045 nucleotides long. RefSeq lists its product as uncharacterized. Lineage: Eukaryota; Viridiplantae; Streptophyta; Magnoliopsida; Solanales; Solanaceae. The record is from RefSeq and is a predicted model, not a curated record. Gene Ontology annotation, molecular function: zinc ion binding.